Molecule: messenger RNA, 507 nt
Organism: Daldinia vernicosa
Lineage: Eukaryota; Fungi; Ascomycota; Sordariomycetes; Xylariales; Hypoxylaceae
Exons: 1
Coding region: 67-507 (146 amino acids)
Source: RefSeq, a predicted model, not a curated record
CGGCCAUAUCUAUUUUCUCCUUGGAAAAUUCUUCCGUGUCAACACUGACGGUAUCCGCUUUCCAGAAUGCCCCCCAAGAAGACAGAUAAUAAAGUCCAACAUUUGACACCUCGAGAUACUGAGGUCAUCGACACUAUUUUACAAGCUUUCCCUCCUCAAUCGAAACCCAAAAUAGAUUGGACUGCUAUCGCACAAAAGCUAGGGUUGAAAAAUGAACCGACAGCUAAGGAGACCUUCCGUGUUCUCUGCAGAAAGAGAAAUUGGUUCAACGCGAUUGACUCCCAGUCUGAAGCUGGGCCUAAAUCUUCCUUGAACCCGCAAAAGGACGACGCUACUAAGGACGAGACUCACGAGAGGGCUUCUAAUAUUAAGAAAUACAAUACAAGACGUCGCACUAAGAAGGAACCCCAAGCAGAGCUCAAACCCAGUACUACCAAGCUCACUGAGACUGCCGAGAGUCAGGAGGAGACAUUUUCAGAUGACGAGUCUGACUUCGGCUGCGCCUAA